Messenger RNA from Knipowitschia caucasica, 342 nucleotides. The record is from the annotation of a GenBank genome assembly. Lineage: Eukaryota; Metazoa; Chordata; Actinopteri; Gobiiformes; Gobiidae.
AUGGAGAGGGGGGUAGAUGGAGAGGGGGGCAGAUGGAGAGGGGGGGCAGAUGGAGAGGGGGGCAGAUGGAGAGGGGGGCAGAUGGAGAGGGGGCAGAUGGAGAGGGGGGCAGAUGGAGAGGGGGGGCAGAUGGAGAGGGGGGCAGAUGGAGAGGGGGGGCAGAUGGAGAGGGGGGCAGAUGGAGAGGGGGGGCAGAUGGAGAGGGGGGCAGAUGGAGAGGGGGGGGCAGAUGGAGAGGGGGGCAGAUGGAGAGGGGGGCAGAUGGAGAGGGGGGGCAGAUGGAGAGGGGGGCAGAUGGAGAGGGGGGGGCCGAUGGAUAGGGGGGAGAAUCAAACCGGUUGA